This is a messenger RNA of Symbiodinium sp. CCMP2592, 795 nucleotides long. The record is from the annotation of a GenBank genome assembly. Lineage: Eukaryota; Dinophyceae; Suessiales; Symbiodiniaceae.
AUGGCCACAAGAACGGGCUUCGCGCUCAGCGCGAUCGUUGGCAGGAUGGCUUUGGGCUUGAAGAUCAAUGAAGUGCUUAAUGAAGUGCAGUCGGAUCUGCAGCAGGGGCUUGCAUUGCAGGCUGAUUUGUUGCUGAGGUGGCACAACUGGAUGCUUCUAACUCGGCUGUUAGCCCUGUCAUGGCUUGGCAGGCAGCUUGCAAAUGUUGUCCUGGCAGGGGCCGAUGAGAAUGACGAGAAGUUGGAUACAGCAGAGUCCUGCUGGGUGGAAGACCCUUUGGGCAGCAAAAGCAACUGGGCAAAGCACUGCUGCAGGCCGAAGCCUUGCGGCCAAAGUGAGUGCUGGGUCCCGCCGAUGUAUACCUACGAGUUCUGUUGUGACGAGGAUGCCUGCCGGAAUCUUGCUGUGGAGGAGGUGAAGCAUGCUCUGGAUCUGACAGUCGAGUCUUUGCCCAACGAGAACGCGUCGUCGCUGGCCUUCCGGGCGGCGCCGCAGGCAUUCAGAAAGAUGCGAGGGCUCCAAGCGGAGCUUGCCACUGCUGACCAGGCAUGUACCUGCGGCAUUGCCUUCGCGGUUGCAACACUGCUCUGGUAUCCCGAGGACAGCGCAGCUUUGGACAUUGCCAUCAAACCAAGGUGGUUCCUGGAGGGCAUGGAUUGGGGUCGCUUCGUGGAAGAGGGCUGGAGCAGUAUCUUCAAGUGGCUGGACCGGUUCGCGCAAGUUGAAGGCCAGGUUUGCUUGGGGAUGGCCUGCUGCAGUGUGGCGCUUUUCCGUCACUCUUGGACUCCUUGGUGA